CGCAAUACUCUUCAGGCCGCCAGAGAUAUUGUGCAGGAAAUCCAUAUUUUGUCCUGAUUAAAAGCUUCACCUCGCAGAGACCAUCAUCAACAAUUCAUCAGCCAUGCAGCAGCUAAGAUGGCUCAUCGGUAUGAGCAGAAACGACUCAGCGAAGUCAAAGAUGCAGCGGAGCCCCAUCGGACAUCGUGCCGUUUCCCAAUCACCAACUUCACCUCGGCAUAGUGAUACUUGUAUCCUGACGUUGGAUUUGCCGGGCUUUGACAGUCCAACUCCUGCCACACCAACACUCACAACACCAACAGCGGGUGCUUCUAGAUACGUCAAUUCAACAGUAUAUUUCGAAGAAGCAGAUGCGGCCCUCGAUCAUAAUGUUGGCGCCAAUGCUAUCUACGACCCAAUGGCAGAUUCUCACAAUCGAAGCUGUCUGAAAGCUCUCCAGACUACAGAUCCCCGCAAGGAUAAGGAGCGCAUUGAGAAAUCCAACGGCGGCUUGUUUCGCGACUCAUGUUUAUGGAUUCUGGGUAACGUCGAAUUUAAGCAAUGGCGCAGUCAUUCAAGGAGCAACCUACUCUGGAUAAAGGGCGACCCUGGCAAAGGCAAGACCAUGCUGCUAUCCAGUAUCAUCGACGAACUGAGUUCCACGGCAGAAUCGGGACACCAAGAAGCUUGCACACUAUCUUAUUUCUUCUGCCAGGCUUCAGAUUUGCGCACCAAUAAUGCUGGAGCCGUGUUACGCGGUCUGAUCUACAUGCUAGCUGACUGUCAACCUGUACUUCUGUCACAUGCGCGGAAGAGAUACGACCAUGUUGGGGAUCAGCUCUUCACAGACUCGAAUUCUUUGGAAGCCUUGUCCAAGAUGUUUUCAGCCAUCGUACAAGAUAGGCGCCUAAAUGAUACCUACGUUAUCAUUGAUGCACUGGAUGAGUGUAUUAGAGAUCGAGAAUUUCUCAUUGAUCUUAUUACCCAGCUAUCAGCAACGAAUUCGAAGAUCAAAUGGCUCGUAUCCAGCCGCAAUUUGCCAAGUAUUGAGGAGGGCUUCACCAUGGCCCAGAAACUAGAAGUAUCUCUCGAGCUGAACGAAAAGUUCAUUUCCACAGCUCUUGGUAUAUACGUCCAGCACAAAGUUGCCGAAUUAGCGAAAGUGAAAGGGUAUACCGAAGAUAUGCAAGCUGCGAUUCAUCACUAUCUGUAUUCGAACGCAAGCAAUUCUUUCCUCUGGGUGGCCUUGGUUUGCCAAGAUCUUGCCAAGAUUCCCAUGCAAUCGAAUAUUCUCUUAAAUCUCACAGAGUUUCCGGCUAGGCUGGACGCCUUAUACACCUAUAUGCUAGACCAGAUAUGUGGUUCAGAUAUGUCUAAGCUUUGUUUACAUAUGUUGGCCAUCACAUCAGUUGUAUACCGGCCAAUCACAGUGGAUGAGCUGUCAUGCUUCGUUGAUAUGCUUGAUGGUGCGUUGGAUGAGAAAAUUUUGAUACAUGCUAUAGGGCUCUGCAGUUCGUUUCUAACCAUUUAUGAACGAACCAUCUUAUUCGUCCAUCAGUCUGCAAAAGAUUUCUUGGUUGGAAACGCAACCGAUACGGUGUUCAAGUCCGGCAUGGUACAGGUACACUAUACCGUCUUCUCGCAAUCCCUUCAAGUUUUAUCAAAAACACUGCGACGCGACAUCUAUGGCCUUGAUGCCCCUGGAUUUCCAAUCGACCAAAUAAAACGACCUGACCCAGACCCACUGGCAGCAGCGAGGUACGCGUGCGUUUAUUGGGUCAAACACCUUGUAGACUCCAUAAAGCUUGUUAGGCAACAUGGUGAUCUUCACGACGGCGGCACAGUGGACACGUUCUUGAGAACAAAAUAUCUAUACUGGCUUGAGUCUCUGAGUCUUCUUAACAGCUUGCCCGAAGGGGCGCUCUCAAUAUCUAAGCUGCAGCAUUUACUCCAAGAGAAAGCCAAUGCGCCCUAUUUUCUCGAGAUUCAAUCCGACAACACCCAUGAAAAGACAGAUAAGAGUCAGUUGGCAGAUCUGGUACGAUAUGCGCAUAGAUUUAUUAAAGACCACAUGGCAUCGUUCCAAAGCAGUCCACUGCAGGUAUAUACUUCAGCGCUUGUGUUCAGUCCGCCUGAUAGUCUUAUAAAGAAUCUUUUUACGCAUGAAGAGCCUGGGUGGAUCGUCACGAAACCUAAUGCAGACGAUGAAGAAUGGAUACCAGGCAUACAGACACUGAAAGGACAUGGAGAACAAAUUUACAGCAUGGUCUUCUCACCAGAUGGCGUAUGGCUUGCAUCGGUGUCAGUUGAUGGCACUGUCCAAAUCUGGAAUCUCGAAACCGGCUAUUGUCAGCAAACGCUCCGCGUCCACAGAGAUUCCGUCUAUUCCGUUGCUUUUCUGCCAAACAGCAGCACGUUAAUCAUCUCAGGAAUGGAAGACAACUCCAUCCAGGUCUGGGACACAGUCACAAACCAGAUGUUGCAGGCUCUCAAGGGCCAUGGCGAUACCAUCCGUGCCAUUGACUUUUCAUCAAGCAACAACGACUUGCUUGCGUCUGGAUCGUGGGAUCACACUGUCCGGAUCUGGGACCUAGCAACAAGCAGUUGUCUGCAAACGCUUCAGGGCCACGAUGGCGACGUCUGCACCAUCGCCUUCUCGCCAGAUGGAGUCCGGCUUGCAUCGGGAUCAUCCGACCGCACCAUCAAGGUCUGGGACCCGGUCAAUGGCUUUUGCCUUCACACGCUCUACCGGCACAACGUCGCCUCGACAGCCAUCGCCUUUACACCCGAUGGAACCAAGCUUGUAUCAGCGCUAAGCAAUGAUGGUGUCGUAAUCUGGGACUUGGCAACAGGCCAAUGCCUGCAUACAGUAUUCGUUGGCACUCCACUUCGAAAAUUGACUUUUGACGUGACAGGCUCGUUUCUGCACACGGAUAGGGGUACGAUUAGUCUUGACUUCCUCUCGAGCCAAGCAACCGGUUUGGAGCCGUAUAUGCGAGGUUACUGGAUAAGUCCAGACAACCAGUGGAUCAAGCAGAAGUCUGACAACCUUCUCUGGCUACCGCCCGAUUAUUGGAGUACUAGUUCUGCUUUGUCGCGAGCACCGUUGAUGUCAUUGAUUGCUCUCGGCUCAUCGUCAGGACGCAUACUGAUAUUGCGACUCUUGGGCUCAAGUGAUCCUCACUGCUAGCUGAAUAGCAUUCAGAGCAUGGAAAGUCUAGUCUCUUUUCUAGUAGAUACUUCUUCAUUUCUCAUUUAGAUGAAUUGAAGCACAGAAUUUUACAUGUUCUGUUUUUGGCCUUUUGGGGGGGUGUUCGCUACAUCUUAGACUACUCUUCGUGUAUUGACUCUUAGGUGAGUUGUAGCCGUCUGGUCAUCUAAUAGAUGCACUGCCGCUCAUUAGAAUAACG
Messenger RNA from Trichoderma asperellum CBS 433.97, 3389 nucleotides. RefSeq lists its product as uncharacterized. Lineage: Eukaryota; Fungi; Ascomycota; Sordariomycetes; Hypocreales; Hypocreaceae. Gene Ontology annotation, molecular function: protein binding. The record is from RefSeq and is a predicted model, not a curated record.